This is a messenger RNA of Ctenopharyngodon idella (grass carp), 3840 nucleotides long. It is a transcript of the gene slc40a1, whose product is annotated as solute carrier family 40 member 1. Gene Ontology annotation, cellular component: basolateral plasma membrane. Gene Ontology annotation, biological process: iron ion transmembrane transport. The coding region runs from base 282 to 1970 and encodes 562 amino acids. The record is from RefSeq and is a predicted model, not a curated record. NCBI's taxonomy places the organism in Eukaryota, Metazoa, Chordata, Actinopteri, Cypriniformes, Xenocyprididae. Gene Ontology annotation, molecular function: peptide hormone binding; iron ion transmembrane transporter activity. The transcript is spliced from 8 exons.
ACGGGCUGUGUGGUAAACACGGUGCACGGCUGCAUCCGUGAGCGCGGGUCUGGCCCUUUCGGGAAUUAUAUGUUUUUACUCAUUUAGUUGUUCUAGAAAGGUUAUUUCUCUCCAACUUCAGCUACAGUGAUAGCUAAGUUUGGAGAGGAGAGAAGGGAAUAUUCGUGUUUUGCCCAGGAAAUAUUUGUAUCGAGGAUUUACUUUGCCUGUUUAACCCGAAACCUACAAAACAAUCUAAUUCUUGACAAAACCGAACAAAUAUAAUCGAUAUAUAACGUACAAUGGACAGCGCUGGAUCUAAGAAACCUUGCUGUGAAAGAGUUCACGAAUUCUUCACGUCUGCAAAAUUCCUCAUUUACCUCGGACAUGCUCUGUCAACAUGGGGGGAUCGGAUGUGGAAUUUUGCUGUGGCUGUGUUUUUGGUGGAGCUGUAUGGCAAUAGUUUACUCCUGACAGCCGUGUAUGGACUGGUGGUUGCGGGGUCCGUCCUCUUACUGGGCGCUAUUAUUGGUGACUGGGUGGACAAAAACCCCAGGCUGAAAGUGGCGCAGACAUCUUUGGUUGUCCAGAACAGUGCUGUCAUUCUCUGCGGUGUCCUUCUGAUGGCCGUUUUCCAGUUUAAAGAACAGCUUUCUACCAUGUAUGACGGAUGGUUGCUGACAACAUGCUACAUAAUGGUCAUCACCAUUGCUAACAUCGCUAACCUGGCCAGCACAGCCAUGUCCAUUACCAUCCAGAGGGACUGGGUUGUGGUUGUGGCAGGAGAUGAUCGGAGCAAAUUGGCAGAUAUGAACGCAACUGUAAGAAUAAUCGACCAGUUAACCAACAUUCUGGCUCCAAUGCUUGUGGGCCAGAUCAUGUCGUUCGGUUCCCAUUUCAUCGGCUGUGGGUUUAUCUCGGGUUGGAACCUGUUCUCCAUGUGCUUGGAGUACUUCCUGCUUUGGAAAGUUUAUCAGAAGACUCCAGCACUUGCCUUCAAGGCAGGACAGAAGGAAACUGAUGACCAGGAACUGAAGCAUCUUAACGUACAAAAAGAGAUUAGAAAUAGUGAAAGUCCAGUUGAAGGCUCCAAGCUGAUGAAUGAAACCGCUGAGGUGAAGAAGAACACCGGUUGCUGCUACCAAAUGACAGAGCCCAUCCGUACCUUUAAGGAUGGCUGGGUAGCCUACUACAAUCAGUCCAUAUUCUUUGCCGGCAUGUCUCUGGCUUUCCUCUACAUGACCGUUCUGGGCUUCGACUGCAUCACCACGGGCUACGCGUACACUCAGGGCCUGAACGGCUCCGUGCUCAGUCUCCUCAUGGGAGCCUCAGCUAUAUCUGGAAUCUGUGGAACGGUGGCCUUCACCUGGAUCAGAAAGAAGUGCGGCCUGAUCAGAACCGGCUUCAUCGCUGGAGUCACCCAACUGUCCUGCCUCAUGCUCUGCGUGGCAUCCGUCUUUGCUCCUGGCAGCCCUUUCGAUCUCAGUGUCUCGCCCUUCGAAGAGGUCUUAAAACAUCUGUUUGGGGACAGCGGCUCGCUGCGCGAGAGUCCUACUCUUGUUCCUACAAUUGAACCACAGAUUCAGACAAAUGCCACUGUUUUUGAGGAAGCCCCCCAAGUAGAGUCCUACAUGUCUGUCAGUCUACUCUUCGCUGGCGUCAUUGCUGCUAGAAUCGGUCUUUGGUCCUUUGACUUGACCGUGACCCAGCUGAUCCAAGAGAAUGUGAUUGAGUCCGAGAGAGGAGUCAUCAAUGGUGUCCAGAACUCCAUGAACUAUCUUCUUGAUCUCCUGCACUUCAUCAUGGUCAUCCUCGCACCAAAUCCAGAGGCCUUCGGCCUUCUCGUAAUCAUCUCUGUUUCCUUCGUUGCAAUGGGACAUAUGAUGUAUUUCAGGUUUGCCUAUAAAAGCCUCCGAAGUCGACUCUUCCUGUUCUGUUCACCCGAGCAGAAGCCAGAUCCCAAUAUUCCCUCGCUUUCCAACUCCGUAUAACUUUAAAGAGACCGUAAGCCAAUUUCUACUAGUUUCGCAUGCUGUGUUCUUCGAGAACGUCGCCAAGAACCCAUUCCAUCUUUUUUACUAACAUGCAUGCUUUUGCUGCUUGCAGUGUUCACGCAUUGAGUAAAAAUUCUUCUCCAUUAGCUAAAAUAACAAAGAAGAGAAGGAGCUCUCCUUAGCGUAACUUAGAGAUAUGUAUAUGCAUGCAUUACUUCCCUUGUUUUGUGUUCAAGGUGCUGUAAAAAACGGCUAAGAAGUAAUUGUAGGGGGAAACUAUGGUUCUUAUGCGUUAUACAAUGCUUUAAUAACUCUUGUAAAAGCUCCAAAGCAAAAAUGAGCAUAUUUAUUCUACUUUUACACAUUUUAUUGAUUUUUCGACUUUAUCGUCAUAGUUAAUCUUCAGACUAGGUAUCCGAGUUUUGCAAUGCGCUCUACUUAAGAUAGUGUAGUUUUGUAACGUUUGUCCCUCAGUGCUUUUUACGAGUUAUGGUUAAAGUCUCUUUUAUUGUUAUUUGGAGUGUGCUAGUUAUUCAUUCAGUUAUGCAUAUAUAAUGCUUAUAUAUUUAUAUACAUGUAGUCAGUAUUCUGUAUCUCAGCUUCAGUGGUGCUACUAUUACAACUCUUUUGGAAAGCAAUGCAGACAUAUACAGUUUGUACAUGUAACCAAAGUGGAUUUUUUUUUUUACACCAUGUGGAAGUGAGGGAAUUGCAACCGUUUUCCUGUGUUAACAUUCCGAAUAUUAGUGGUGUGAAAAUUUCCUGGAGAUUUAGGCCCAGAUACACUCGCCCCAUUGCAACUAGUUUUUAAGAGCACUAGAUUUUUGUUUGUUUCGUUUGAUUUGAAAGUGAUUUUUAGCACAUAAUUCUUGUUUUUGCAAAGAUUGUUACACAAGCACUUUAUGUGAUUAGCUACACUUUAUCCAUGACAAAAUAAGUGCAACAAGAUACUUCAGGUUUAAGGUGCACGCAAUUAAUUCACUGCCACCAAAGUUCACAGCCAGGCAGGAAUUUUCUCUUGUUGUUCUUCAUGUUUGCUUCAAAAAUAGCUACAAAAAUAGGCUUUUAGAACUAGGUGAAAACUCUAAAACCCUCAUGAUUUUUACUGCCCUUUAAGUGAUGCCACACCUCAGUUUUUCCAUCAUUCAAAUCAUAUGCUAAUCUAGAUGUUCCAGAUGUAAACUUUACAGACCUACGUUAUUAGGUCUAUGAGCCACAAAAGCCACAAUCACUCAGGCACUAACAUCCUUUUGAAAACCACUGCUGGCACAUAUAGAUGAGGUAUUUUGUAAUAGUUGUGUAAUAUUGAUGUUGGACACCAGUAGGACUCCACCAUAUGCAGAAGGGAUUGAGUCCAAUGUGGACGGCUGGUUUGAAGUGCAGCUGGUCACAAAUGCAGGUGCCAAGUCACUGGUUUUUUGACUUAAGUAAGCAUUUUUAAUGUUUCAUGAGGCCCCUCUGAACAUAGUGUCAGUCUUUAAACACUUACUUCAUUACAUCAGUGCAUAUUAUCUGUAUUUCUGUGAAUAUGUAGCCUUAUUUACAUCUGUAAAAUAUUUUUAUAUUCUCGUGUUGACUAGUUUUAUUUGAAUUCAGUUUUGUCCUUCUAUGUAACGCCACAAAGUAGAUCUUGCCCUUUACAAAAUUACAAAAUGGAACACUUUUGCAAUAAAUUGUACUUUUAAAACACAGUUGAAUGUAAUGGAAGAACAAUAUGUACAUUAUUCUUUGUAGGAGCAUAUUGAUUGUUCGUUGUGUGGCAUACUUGCAAUAAUUGUGGUUCACACUCCACAGGGGGAAUAUACAACUUAAGACUUGUAUUGCAUCUCACUUCAACUGAAAUAAACAGAUUUGUAUCAAAAUGCAA